Messenger RNA from Pseudonaja textilis, 2526 nucleotides. RefSeq names its product TNF receptor associated factor 3 (gene TRAF3). Gene Ontology annotation, cellular component: plasma membrane signaling receptor complex; cytoplasmic side of plasma membrane. NCBI's taxonomy places the organism in Eukaryota, Metazoa, Chordata, Lepidosauria, Squamata, Elapidae. Gene Ontology annotation, biological process: regulation of defense response to virus; regulation of apoptotic process; innate immune response. The record is from RefSeq and is a predicted model, not a curated record. Gene Ontology annotation, molecular function: zinc ion binding; tumor necrosis factor receptor binding.
UUUCCAGCCGGGGCAAAGCAAAGACUGCGUUUGGCUGAACUGCUGCAAAGAACAGCAGUAGUCGGUAGUGCUGGCGGCCGCGGUUCUUUUGCCCCCCUCCCCUUCUUUUCCUCAGGCGCAGAGGAUAGCUUUAUAGCAAGUGCAGAAGAAGGAGCAGUUAAAGGAUAUGCAACAUGAAGGUUAAAAGAGUCCACAUUUGAUGACAUCAACUUGGAGUCGCCCGAGUAUUCAUUUUUCUUUGACAUUUUCCUCUAAUCAAAUUUAGAUGUUCUUAUCCUUUUCAUCUUUCAUACAGUAUUUAUUAAUUCCAACAUGGAUGCAAGCAAGAAAGCAGACCCACCAGUCUUAGUGGAAACAAUACAGCAGAAGGGAAAUCCUGAUCGCCACCCUAUCCCAUCCAUUUAUGUACCAGAACAAGGUGGUUACAAGGAAAAAUUUGUGAAUGCAGUGGAAGACAAAUACAAAUGUGAAAAAUGUCAUCUCAUUUUGUGUAAUCCAAGACAGACAGAAUGUGGGCAUCGCUAUUGUGAGACCUGCAUGAGUUCUCUGUUGAGUUCCACAAGUCCAAAAUGUACAGCAUGUCAAGAAACAAUAGUGAAGGAUAAGAUAUUUAAAGAUAAUUGCUGUCGAAGGGAGCUUCUUGCUCUUCAGAUAUUCUGCAGAAAUGAAAAUAAAGGUUGUCGAGAUCAAUUGACCUUGGGACAGUUGCUGACACAUCUAAGAAAUGACUGUCUCUUUGAAGAACUUCCAUGUCCUCGUACCGAUUGUAAAGAAAAAAUAUUGAGAAAAGAUUUACCAGAUCAUAUAGAAAAAAACUGCAACUAUCGGGAAACAACAUGUAAAUACUGUAAAAGCCAAGUGCCAAUCAUUAUGAUACAAAAACAUGAAGAUGCAGACUGUCCUUGUGUUAUGGUUACGUGUCCUCAUCAGUGCAGUGUUUCAGCACUCCUCAGAAAAGAGUUGAAUGCACAUUUGUCAGAAUGUAUUAAUGCCCCAAGUACCUGUAGUUUUAAGCGUUAUGGCUGCACUUUUCAGGGAACAAACCAGCAAGUUAAAGCACAUGAAGCCACCUCAGCAGUGCAGCAUGUAGACUUAUUGAAAGAGUGGAGUAAUUGUCUGGAAAAUAAGGUGGCCAUGCUCCAGAAUGAAAGCUUGGAAAAGAACAAGAGCAUACAAACUUUACAUAAUCAAAUUUGUAGCUUUGAAAUAGAAAUUGAGAGACAGAAGGAAAUGUUGCGAAGUAAUGAAACUAAAAUACAUCACUUGCAGCGGGUAAUAGAUAGUCAAGCUGAGAAGCUGAAAGAACUAGACAAGGAGAUUCGACCUUUCCGACAGAACUGGGAAGAAGCAGACAGCAUGAAAAGUAGUGUUGAGUCCCUCCAGAACAGGGUGACUGAACUGGAAAGCAUUGAUAAAAAUACUGGGCAAGGAGCUAGAAACACAGGUCUUCUAGAAUCACAGUUAUCUAGGCAUGAUCAAAUGUUAAGCGUUCAUGACAUCCGUCUGGCUGACAUGGAUCUCCGAUUUCAAGUCCUGGAAACAGCAAGUUACAAUGGAGUAUUAAUCUGGAAAAUUCGAGAUUAUAAACGUCGAAAGCAAGAGGCUGUUAUGGGGAAGACUUUGUCCUUAUAUAGCCAACCAUUUUAUACAGGAUACUUUGGCUAUAAGAUGUGUGCCAGGGUUUACCUCAAUGGAGAUGGGAUGGGCAAAGGGACACAUUUGUCUUUGUUCUUUGUUAUAAUGCGGGGAGAAUAUGAUGCAUUGCUUCCUUGGCCAUUCAAGCAAAAGGUCACCCUUAUGUUGAUGGAUCAAGGACCUUCUCGGCGCCACUUAGGAGAUGCAUUCAAGCCAGACCCCAACAGCAGUAGUUUCAAGAAACCCACUGGGGAAAUGAAUAUUGCAUCUGGUUGCCCAGUCUUUGUUGCACAAACUGUUCUAGAAAAUGGAACAUAUAUUAAAGAUGAUACUAUUUUUAUUAAAGUCAUAGUGGAUACUUCGGAUCUACCAGACCCCUGACAUAUAGCAGAAAGGCAGAUUCAACAGAAGACAACUCCAUUUGGGGCUCUUUUUUAUAUCUGUCUUCAAUGAGAGGUCCUUAAAGCUCAGAGAGGACCACUUUAUGUUAACAGAGGAAGAGUUUGGAGGUAUAACUUGCAUAGGGUCCAAUGGCAAACAUAGCAACCCAUUAAGAAACCAUAACUGUGGUGUAUUUUUUAAAUUAAUAGGAACACUUCAAGUUCUGACAAGUUACUUAAUCCUCACGAAGACAAAGAUCACUAUCAGAAAAGCUUUUUGUAAUUUAUUGACAAUAAUUUGGGAGAGAAAAAAAGUAUCUUAUGCUGAAUAUGACAUCAGACUUUACUUUCAUUUUAACUAGAAAAUAAAAGUUCACGUGGGUUAGCUAGAACCUGUCAGCAUGUUAAGUAAAAAAAGAAAUUAUGAAGUAUUGUUGCAGUUAAAGAUAUUAUUACUUUGAACAUCUAAGUGCAAUGUUGUCUGAAAUAUAGUAUAUUGUCUAUUUUUAAG